AUGUAUUUGUUGAAUGGUCUUAAUGGAAAGUAUGAUAAUAUUAUCAAUGUCAUCAUGCACAGACAACCCUUUCCAACCUUUGAGGAGGCACGUUCGAUGUUGAUUCUAGAAGAGGAUCGCUUGGGCAAAGGCAAGAAAACAACCGCAACCAACAACGAGUCUUCUUCCUCGACAAAAGUUCUUGCUGUCACUGCCUCCACACCAGAACACAGGAGCUCUUCUCACGGUGAUCAACAACAACAACAGUUCUCUAACAAAGGACGAGGCCGCAACCGAGGCAGAGGGAGACACAACAACAACAGUCAUAGGUCGCAGUUCCAACAAUGGAACACACCCUUCCUCCACAACCAUACGCUCAACAAGGUCUCCUCGGACCACGACCACAACAACAACAAUGGCGGCAACCAGAGAUUCGAGCCAACAACGGACUUUGCCUCAGCUUUUAACACCAUGACUCUCAUCGACCCCAACGACAGUCAGUGGUACAUGGACUCUGGCGCCACGGCUCACCUCAGUAACACCGCAGGAUCUUCGAACACGGAAGACUCUUCUCCACAGUGA
Messenger RNA from Brassica oleracea var. oleracea, 561 nucleotides. RefSeq names its product GATA zinc finger domain-containing protein 7-like. The transcript is spliced from 3 exons. Bases 1 to 561 code for a protein of 186 amino acids. Lineage: Eukaryota; Viridiplantae; Streptophyta; Magnoliopsida; Brassicales; Brassicaceae. The record is from RefSeq and is a predicted model, not a curated record.